ACGGUAGCCAUUUUACGUGGAGAUCUUGUUCGCGUAAGCAGUAGUGUAGUGCAACGCGCGUGGAUUUUUCGACGACCCCGUCGGGACACGGGGGUGUAACGCCGUGCGGGCCGUGCCUGUUUGCGUCGCACGAUGCGCUGAGCCAGUUUGAAUUUCAACUUUCGGUUCACUCGGGAUCUCAUAUUUAUUUAUUAGCGGCAGCAUCAUGUUUGCGUCAAAGUCCAAAGAAGUUGCGGACGAGUACAUCUCAUCCUUGUCCGAUCUCACCAUUAACAGUAAGCCGCUUAUCAACAUGCUCACCAUGCUGGCCGAAGAUAACAUUGAACAUGCACCAGCGAUAGUGCAAGCCGUCGAGACUCAUCUGCAAAAGUUGCAAAGCGCUCCUUUAUGUAGAUACAACGAUAAUGUAUCUAUGUCACAUAUAGCGUACAGCAUGCACGACAGUUUUGUAAUUUCGUCUUUGUUACCAUUUUCCUUUGCAUCGCACAAUUCGCGAGUUGUUUAUAGGUAUUUAUAAACGAUCUGUGAUACUUUUGUAAAGAAUAUAAUUAAUGUGUUUGCUAUAUGAGCACAGUGUCAGAAUAAUAAUUUUUUUAUAUAGAAUGAGCCUUCCUGUCUUUUCUUUUUACAUGAAUUAAUUAAUAUUUAGAAAAUUCGAGAAGGCAUGUCUGAAGAACUGCAAUAGUUCGAGACUGCGUUUUAUGUAGAAAACAAUAUUUUAUAUCAAGAUUUAUAUAAUAGCGAUGUUUACGUUAUAUAAUGUCAAAAUAAAUACUUUUUUUUAAUUAUUGACUUGAAUAUUGUAUUUAUAUUAAAAUAUUGAUACGCCACAUAUUUCAUUCCUUGAAAUACAUUAAUGUCAUAAAUUGACGUAUUAUAUAUUUUUUUAAAUAAAAUGUAUGCACUGUAUAUACGUUGUUAGGAUUACAUAAUGUUUAAACAAUAUUUGUAAAAAUGAAUGAUUAAAUAGGUAUAAUUUGUAUAAUAAUCUAUUGUUUCUAUGAGGAAUGCAAUAACAAAUACAGAUUUUCAUGUAUAGAUUAUCCUGAAAUUAUUAUAUUUUACCUAGCUAUAUAUUCUUUAACAAAUUUGUAACUGACAUUUUCCCAAUGGAAAUUUGAUAGGUGGCUAUCGUUCACUGCACUUUCUUUUACUUUACAGCAUUAAAUGUACUGGCAAUGCAGCCGCAGUUAAAUAUUUGUACAAAUAAAAUAUAUUUGUAAUUAA
This is a messenger RNA of Pogonomyrmex barbatus (red harvester ant), 1227 nucleotides long. RefSeq names its product Pcf11 cleavage and polyadenylation factor subunit (gene Pcf11). Gene Ontology annotation, biological process: termination of RNA polymerase II transcription; mRNA 3'-end processing. Gene Ontology annotation, molecular function: mRNA binding; RNA polymerase II complex binding. The record is from RefSeq and is a predicted model, not a curated record. Gene Ontology annotation, cellular component: cytoplasm; mRNA cleavage factor complex. NCBI's taxonomy places the organism in Eukaryota, Metazoa, Arthropoda, Insecta, Hymenoptera, Formicidae.